AUGAAAGGCUUCGCCAUUUUAGUGCUUCUACCCUGUCGAAGGUUACGGCAGAAUAAGGGUGCUAAACUAGGAUAUCGACUCCCUCCUCAGUUGCUAAAUCAAUUGAGAAGAGCCGACAACAGAAAACCCCCUAAUGAACUCAAAAUGCGUGAAUUUUGGCCGCAAAAAUUGCAGAUAGCGAUGCAACUGAGUGAGCAGCGGCAUGUAUCAAACGCUCCCUUCAGCAAGCAACCAAGGGAUUUUAAGCAAAUCAAGCCUAAGGACAAGACUGAAAGAGUAGGGAGAAGCACGCCCAGAGGAGAUGGGCCGGUGAAAACGGCUAAAACGGAAGCAGUUGGU
Molecule: messenger RNA, 339 nt
Organism: Opisthorchis viverrini
Lineage: Eukaryota; Metazoa; Platyhelminthes; Trematoda; Opisthorchiida; Opisthorchiidae
Exons: 2
Source: RefSeq, a predicted model, not a curated record